Doryrhamphus excisus (bluestripe pipefish) is the source of this 857-nucleotide messenger RNA. RefSeq lists its product as uncharacterized. NCBI's taxonomy places the organism in Eukaryota, Metazoa, Chordata, Actinopteri, Syngnathiformes, Syngnathidae. Gene Ontology annotation, biological process: positive thymic T cell selection; cell surface receptor signaling pathway. The record is from RefSeq and is a predicted model, not a curated record. Gene Ontology annotation, cellular component: alpha-beta T cell receptor complex; external side of plasma membrane. Gene Ontology annotation, molecular function: transmembrane signaling receptor activity.
UCAACUCUGCUUUCUGCCCUCAGAUUGGAUUGGAACCAAACCGAGUACACAACGACACACUUCCUGUUGUCUACCCGUCGGCAGUCAUGAAACCGUCUCAGACAGUCAGCAGCACAACAAAGACGACACAAUGAAAUACAACACAGUUGUGUCCUCUUUGACGGGUCUUUGGAUGCUGAUUGAGAUUGUUUGGUGCAAAGAUUCAAAAACAGACAUUACAGUGGAACCAGGCACUGGACAAAUAACGAUUGUUUGUACUGGAAACAACACAAUUGUAUCGACAAAUGGUGACUAUGUGAAAUUUCCUUUGAAAUUCAAAGAUGAGAAUUCUGGAGAGUACAAAUGUGUGCCAAAAAACCUGACGCCGGAGAAAGCACGCCAUGCGACCGGGACAACUAUCUUUGUCAAGUUUAGAUCCUGUGACAACUGCGUGGAGCUUGACGUGCUUUCCAUAGCAGGUCUAGUUGCUGGAGAAGUGAUGGCCACCACCGUGCUUGGAGUGGCGGUUUAUCUUGUAGCAUCUCAGGCUCACGCUGGUUUUACUUCGCCUCAACACAAAAGCUCUGAUAGAAAACACCUCAUUUCCAAAGAACCAAACAGGAGAGUCCCAAAUGAUGACUACCAGGAGCUUCUGAGACACAAAGGUGGUCGUAAAGAAAUAUACGAUACGCUCUCGGAUAAACGAUAGUGAUAUAGAUUCAUGAUUCUUUGAAGUCGGCAUAUACUGAUGGGCAGCAAUGAAAAUAAAAUGUAAUAUACGGUCCAACAGAUUUUACCUAAUAAGAUGGAGAAUAAAACAUUCUUGUUCUAAGCUGUUUUUCCCCCCAUUGUAUUAUUAUGAACAAUAAAUGUGUGAC